Messenger RNA from Brassica napus (rape), 4666 nucleotides. RefSeq names its product G-type lectin S-receptor-like serine/threonine-protein kinase SD2-5. Bases 2009 to 4462 code for a protein of 817 amino acids. NCBI's taxonomy places the organism in Eukaryota, Viridiplantae, Streptophyta, Magnoliopsida, Brassicales, Brassicaceae. Gene Ontology annotation, molecular function: ATP binding; protein serine/threonine kinase activity. Gene Ontology annotation, biological process: protein phosphorylation. The record is from RefSeq and is a predicted model, not a curated record. The transcript has a single exon.
ACUUUUUCAGGUUAAACUCGAACACGGAAGUUGCUAACAGGGUUAAUCCUGAGAUUGUCACCAAAGCUGAGAUAGCUACUAUAGGAGACAUCUUCUCCUACAUGAAGCGAGAAGGAGCAAAGGUACAGCCACUCAACAUUUCACAUAUUCAUUACUUUAGCCUUAGGUAUGUAAUUUUACAAUUACAAAUGCGCAGGUUGCUUGGUUUGAAUGCACUGCCACCAUUGAUGAUGUCGUCCAUGGUUCAGCAUGGUAUUAUAUCUCUUGCGGUGGGUGCAAAACUAAAGCCACCAAAGGGCAUACCACUCUUAUGUGUAAGAAAUGUGGGAAAGCCGAAGUUACCGGUGUUGCAGAGUAAGAGUUUUAUUUUGUUAUACUCACACAUUCAGCAUCAGUUACUAAUGUGCUUUCCUCACAGGUACCUCACGAAGCUCUCUGUUUAUGACAAUAAUGACCAAGCACGUUUUGUGCUUCUCGGUGAUGCUGGGCGUGAGUUAACUGGCAAGACAGCCGCUGAGUUGGUUGCAAACUACUUUGAGGUAUUUACAAUCCCGUCCAACCUACAAGUAUUGAACCGUCUUCUGAUAUUUGUUUUAAAUUGUGCUAGGCCAAUGUGGACGUAGAUGAGGAUCAUGUAAUCCCAGUGCCCCAAGAUCUGAUUGGUACGAUUGGUCAAACGCACAAGUUCGUUAUCAAGGUUUCAAAGCACAAUUUGGAAGGCAAGACACAAGCUUUGACUGUCACAAAAGUACUCACUCCUGAUGCUUCAGUACUUGAAGACAAUGCAGAAGAAAGCGUGGAUGAUGAACCUGCCGAUGAGAGGAAGGAAGUUGCAGAUGAGUCAGUGAAAAGGAGUUCUGAUGGGGUUGAGUCUGGUGAGGUUAAGCGUGCCAAAUGUGGCUGAUAUGUUGUUAUAAGUGUUUGGGUCUGGUUUACUUAAAAACUAUGUUUUGUUUCAUUUCAUUUUCAGACUUUGUUUUUGCAAUUUCAGUUUUUGAACUAUCUAUCUUUUUAUCUAUGUUAUUUGGCUCUUAAAAAUUUCUGUUAGUUAUUUGGAGUGAUGAUGAAGUUUGGCUAUUUGAGUGAGAUCCCGUAGUUAGUUAGUUAGUGUUGUCUUUUUUUUUUUUUUGAUCAGAUCAGUUAGUGUUGUAUGAGUUAGUUUCUAAUGAUUCUUUGCUUAUGCUACAUAUUGGAUAUUGUAUAUGUUGUAGAACCAAUUAAGUUGAUAUUGAUAAUAUUGCCAUAAUAUUUGUAUUUCAAUUGUUCUUUAUUAUUUUAUUUACAUUUGGCAAUGUAUAAUAUUUACAGUUUCAGCAUCUAUUAUUUUCUUACUCACUCUUGAUACCUAGCUUUAUUUACAUUUCUAAACAACUAUAUCAUUGUAUUUCUUUUUAAUUAUGUAUUUUUAGAAUAAAAAAAAAAAACUGAACCAAACCCAAAAUACGAAACAAAUAUUUAUAUACCUACAAACAUUUUUUUUUUUUGGAACUUAACAAAUGUUAAAUAUAUUUAAUUCAUAAAUAACCAUAUGUUAAAACUACUGUUCUGUAACUUAAUUACCCAAAUACUUUAAUCAUAUUUUUAAAAAUUAUCCGAGAAUUUUAAAAUUAUCUAAAAUUGAACCGAAUAAAAUUGUCAACCGAUCUUUAUAAAUGACCAAAUAUAAUCAAAAUAUUAUUUACUAAUCGAAUUAUCCGAGUACCUAUUAAAACUUUAAAAUAGUAAUUAAUUUAAAUACAAAAUUUGAGACAAAAGAUUAUUUUUAACAAUUGCAUAAUUUAUAAAUACAAACCGCGCGUAGCGCGGUUCAAAAAUCUAGUAACAAUAGAUUUUAAUGAGAAUAAGAGAAUCUAUAAACCAAUAACACUAGACUUAGAAAUUCUAAGACUCAUUAUAAAUCUCACCCCCACUAACACCCCCUUAUUUUUGGUUUGAUUUUUCUAACGUGUGUCGAGGUUUUUUCCACAUAAACAAGCAAAAGAAGAAAAAACAAGAAAAGCAGGAAGCCAUGAGAAUGUUCUUCAGUGUCCUCUUAGCAUCUCUGUUGAUAUUCUUCCCUCAUCCUCUACACGCCGGUGUACCCUACAACGGAAGCAUCUCUCCAGGCUUCGAAGGAGCUCAGGUGAAUUACAUCAGCAACGGCGGUAUCUUCCUCGAAUCCAUCAACAAAGACUUUGGUUUCGGUUUCAUAACCACACCAGAUGACGUCACUCUCUUCACACUCAGCAUCAUCCACAAAUCCAGUUCGAGACUUAUCUGGUCGGCGAACAGAGCUUCCCCUGUCUCGAACUACGACAAGCUCCAGUUCCAAGCCAACGGAGCCAUCGUCCUCCGCAGAGAAGAAGGAGGAGGAUCCGAGGUUUGGAGAUUGGACAAUGCAAACAAAAACGCUUCGAGAAUGGAGCUUCGCGACUCGGGGAACCUCGUGGUUGUCUCCGGCGACGACGGAGCUUCGAUCUGGGAGAGCUUCGAUCAUCCUACAGAUACUCUGAUUACGAAUCAAGUAUUUAAACAAGGCAUGAAGCUCACUAGCAAUGCUUCUUAUUCGAGCAACAUGACUUAUUCUCUCGAGAUCAAGUCAGGAGAUAUGUUUUUAUCUGUCAACAGCUUGACACCUCAAGUGUACUGGUCCAUGGGAAAUGAUAGCGGGAGGAUCACCGAAAGAAACGGCGUAGUGACUUCAUCGUCUUUACUCGGGAACUCGUGGAGGUUCUUUGAUGAUAAACAGUCUUUGUUAUGGCAGUUUUUUAUUUCAUCAGAAAAUAGAGAUGAUAACGCCACUUGGAUCGCUGUUUUGAAUAACAACGGUGUGAUCUCCUUUACAAUUCUUGGGAGUGGUGUGUCUGCUGGGGAUGAUUCUCUCACUAAAAUCCCAAAUUAUAAGUGUGCGACCCCUGAGUCUUGUGACCCUUACUUCUUUUGCUCUGUUAGUAAAGUGUGUGGAUGUGUGUCAGGGAUAUCAAGACUUCGGCCUGAUUGCAAAACCGGGAUCGAUACUUCUCCUUGUAAGAAAACAGACAUUAACGCAACAUUAUCUGUGAAACUUGUAAAUGCUGGAGAUAGUGUUGACUACUUCGCACUAGGGUUUGCUUCUCCUUUCACCAACAACACUAAUCUUGAUAACUGUAAAGAGUUUUGCAACAGCAACUGCUCGUGCCUCGGUCUUUUCUUCCAGAACAGUUCUGGUAACUGCUUCUUGUUUGAUUGGAUUGGUAGCUUUAAAAGCAUAGCAAGUGGAGGUUCUGGUUUCAUCUCUUACAUCAAGGUGGCUACUAAUGAUUUGGGAGUUAUUAAAAAUAACGGAGAUGACGAUGGGAAACAAUUUCCAUAUAUAGUCACUAUUAUCGUCUUUGUGGCAAUCUUUGUCAUCUGUCUUUUGAUCUUCGCGGUUUGUCGGAUUCAGAGGAGAAUGAAAGCACGUUUGCUUGCUUCUCAAGAAACGACUCAUAGUUUCGUGAACAUUCUACCUGGUAUGCCCACCCGAUUUUCUUACAAAGCUCUUCAGUCAGCGACAAAUAACUUCUCUGUCAAGUUAGGUCAAGGAGGGUUCGGUUCAGUUUUCAAAGGAACGUUACCUGAUGGUUCUCACAUAGCCGUGAAGCAGCUUGAAGGAAUAGGUCAAGGCAAGAAAGAAUUCAAAGCCGAGGUUAGUACGAUCGGUAGCAUUCAUCAUCAAAACUUGGUGCAUCUCACAGGAUUCUGCGAGGAAGGGACUCACAGGCUUCUCGUUUACGAGUACUUAGCGAAAGGUUCGUUAGAGAGAUGGAUAUUUAAGAGAAGGGACGGAGAUAUUCUGUUGGAUUGGGACACAAGAUUCAACAUCGCCGUCGGAACAGCGAAAGGUUUAGCUUAUUUACACGAAGAUUGUGACGCAAGAAUUAUCCAUUGUGAUAUUAAACCACAGAAUAUCCUCUUAGACGAUGACUUCAACGCCAAGGUAUCUGACUUUGGACUCGCUAAGCUCAUGACACGGGAACAGAGCCAUGUCUUCACAACUUUGCGUGGGACGAGAGGUUAUAUGGCUCCUGAAUGGAUAACAACCUACGCCAUCUCGGAGAAGAGCGAUGUUUACAGCUACGGAAUGGUUCUUGUAGAGUUAAUAAGAAGACGAAAGAACAAAGAGUCUUUACUAGCGAGUGCUAGUUUUCCUGCUUAUGCUUUUAAGAGGAUGCGGGAAGGAUUGCUUAUAGAGAAUGUUGAUUGGGAUAUGGAGGAGGGGGAGGGUGUUGAUGUGAUGAACGAUGAGAGAGUUCAAAGGGCGAUGAAAACUGCGUUUUGGUGUAUACAAGAAGAUAUGCAUUUGAGACCGUCCAUGAGCAAAGUUGUUCAGAUGCUUGAAGGUGUUUUCCCUGUGCUUCAGCCUCCGUAUUACACGAGGUUGGAGUUGAGGUCGAUCAACGAAGAAGGCGGUGGUGGAAUUUCAUCAUCAAUAUCUCAUAGCCAGCUCUCCGGUCCGAGAUAAGAAACUUAUAAUUGGGUAUUUUUCGGUUGGUAUAUUGUUGUUUUGUUGUAAUAGUGUUUUUCUUAUUUUUAAAAGAAAAGAAGUGUUUCUCUUAGUUUUUGAGGUUCUUCUAUCUGUUGACUUGUUGGUGAACCGAUAAGUUUGGAAAUGUAAAAGUUAUAUUAUAUCUAGAAUGGAACAUGUGAGCUCUGGAUGUUCUGUUUA